Messenger RNA from Ooceraea biroi (clonal raider ant), 1949 nucleotides. RefSeq names its product esterase E4. The record is from RefSeq and is a predicted model, not a curated record. NCBI's taxonomy places the organism in Eukaryota, Metazoa, Arthropoda, Insecta, Hymenoptera, Formicidae.
CUUCCUCGUUGCAGCUGCGUAUAAAAUACCGCACACUGCCCUUGAGCUUUUUAGUAUUCUCCGGUACAAUGCACCGCAAACGUGUCUAACCGGUCUUCGCUUUAAUUUCGCGCGCGCGAAUUUUCUGUUCAAGUUCAAGAAUUUAGUUCGAGUACUAUCCUCGUGUUACCAUGAAACGCUUGUUUGCGAUUCUCUUGGGCGUCGUCGCCAUUCUCGCCGACCAUCCUGCUGGCGAACAAUGCGAGGUCGCUGCACCGAUUGGAAGAAUCCGCGGCUCCACCUUGACCUCGAGACUCGGCAAGAAGAUUUAUUCUUUCCGCGGCGUGCGAUACGCUGAGCCGCCAACUGGGCAGCAACGUUUCCAAGUCGCAACUCCAGCGGCAGACUGGAGCGAUGUCUUUGAUGCGACUCAAGAAGGACCCGCCUGCCCGGCAAUAAAUGCACAGAAUAUCAUGGAGGAUUGUCUACGCUUGAAUGUCUACACGACGAAACUACCAUCGGCGAAUAAUCCCGUAAAAAGACCAGUGCUAGUAUUUUUCCAUCCUGGCGGCUUCUACGUGUUCUCGGGUCAAAGCUCGAACUUCGGACCUCAAUACUUGCUGGACAAGGACAUCGUUCUCGUCACCGUCAACUACCGUCUUGCGACACUAGGCUUCUUGAGCACUGGUGACUCGAAAGCGCCGGGUAAUCUGGGCCUGAAGGAUCAAGUCGUAGCGCUUCAGUGGAUCCAAAGAAAUAUAGCCGCGUUCGGCGGCGAUCCGGACAACGUCACGAUAUCCGGCUACAGCGUCGGCGGUUUGAGCGUAAUGUUGCACAUGGUGUCCCCGAUGUCCACGGGAUUGUUUCACCGUGCGAUCAUGAUGAGCGGCUCGACGAUGUUAGAACCGUUCCCGACUGAUCAGCUACACUUGGCAAAAAAGCAAGCCGAGCUACUAGACUGUCCGACCGAUACUACGGGCGCGAUGCUGGUCUGCUUGAAUUCGAAGCCGGUGGAGAACUUCACCAACACUAUACCCAAGUUCUUCGAGUGGGAUGGUAAUCCAAUUUUGGUGUGGACACCAGUAGUAGAACCCGAAGUCCACGGCGUGGAAAGAUUCUUACCCGAGCAGCCUCUUGAUCUCAUCAGGAAGGGGAAGUUCCACAAGGUCCCGCUGAUCGUAGGUGUUACCAAAGACGAGUUCGGCGGUGUGGUUGUUGAUAUCGACAAACAACAUAAGCGCGGAGACGAUACAAUGCUCAACGAUCUGAACAACGAGUGGUACAGACUCGCGCCGAUCGUUUUCAUGUACGAGCGCGUUACGCCGCGUUCCAGGAACAUCAGCACUCAAGUGCGCCAAUUUUACUUUGGCGACAAACCAAUCGGUCCGGACACGUACGACGGUAUCGCACAUAGUAUAGCCGACAGUGUAAUAAUAUUCCCGCAGCAUCGCGUCGCCCGGUUGAUCGCAGAGAACGGUGACCAACCAGUCUACCUCUACAAGUUUUCUUACCAGGGACGGUACAGUUUCGCCAUGUGGAACGACACCACACCAUACGGAGUUGUGCACCAUGACGAUCUGCAAUAUCUAUUCUUCAUGAGCGCCAAAUUCCCGUUCUUCAAGGAUGACGCUCCAGAGAUCCCUACAGUGGAACUUAUGACGAGCGUGUGGUCGAACUUUGCAGAAACCGGGCAGCCGGUACCACCGACUUUGGCGAACAAAGUCACGUGGGAACCUUACGUGUCAGCGACAGACAACUAUUUAGACAUCACCAAGGAACCAAAAAUGAAGAAUGGGCUUUACCCCGAUAGAAUGCAAAGAUGGGAAAGUUUGUUUCCUUUAAACCCAAUACAGAAAGAUGUUUAAAAACAGCUUCAUCACUGCAUAUGUUUGAUUAAGACGUACAUAUUUUACUACUAAUUGCAAUGAUUACCCAAAUAUUGUUUUUAAUAAAAUAGUAUUUUCAUGGAA